AUGGCCAGAAGAAAGAUACAAGAAACCAGUGAAGUAGCAAUGAAAAUCCAUGGAGGAACUCCAAGUAAUAUGCAACCUGCUUACUUUGGUCUUUUUGCAACCCUAUCUAAUGGGGCUUCAGCUAGCACACUAACUGAUAUGUUUUACAAAUCACCUACUGUAAUGACAAAAGUUAUUCCUAAUGUUGUAAAUGAAAAGGUCAAGGCUUUUGAAAAUUCUAAAACCAAUUUUGUUAGAAGCGUAAACGUGCUUUACAGGAAUGGCCUUGUAAGCAAGGAGAAAUACAUUAGCAUUAGGUCAGCAUUAAGCAUGAAUAAUAAAGAAAAUAGUAAUUCUAAGUCGCACACAGAAUUUUUGUCAAACUGUAAUGUUCCACGCAUACUUCCGUACAAGGAAUUGAUGUAUAAGAUCAAGGGCAUAGAUAUAGGUAAUUUGUAUGACCUCAACGAACAGUUUUGUACCGGUCUAGGCAAUGAUGACCAUAUAGAAGGUAAGUACAGGGAUUUAACCGAGUUGCUUUUAAGGUUGACCCAGUUUUACUUGAAAGUCAAUGAACACAGACUUGAUAAGCUUAUUUGGUAUAACAAUAAGCAAGCAGGUCACUUCAAUGUUGCCAUUGGGGGUGACGGUGCUCCCUUUGGUAAGGAUGACUCGGCAUUGGCUUGGUUGGUGAGUUUUCUUAAUUGCGGUCAUAGAAUUUCUAGCCGCAAUGAGAACUUUCUUCUUCUAGGGGCAAAUUGCUCAGAGGAUUGUGAAGCUAUUAGACGCUAUGUUCUAAAGCUAUCGCAAGACAUCAAAGAAAUCGAAAAGAAAACAUACUCGGUUUCGGUUGAUGGUCAAUUAUGGAAUGUAUCUUUCUCCUUUGACAUGUUUCCAAACGACAUGAAAUACAUAGCUUUUCUUGCUGGAGAGCUUUCAAUUUCUGCAACAUAUUUCUCACCUUUCGCAAACGUUAAAAAAGCUGAUAUAUGUGAUACAAAAUCUACUUUCGGGGUUGAGCCUUCACAUAAGUGGAAGCCUUGGACCUACUAA
Paramuricea clavata is the source of this 1032-nucleotide messenger RNA. Lineage: Eukaryota; Metazoa; Cnidaria; Anthozoa; Malacalcyonacea; Plexauridae. The record is from the annotation of a GenBank genome assembly.